ACUGCAAGAAAAUCUUUAAUACACUCUAAUUGUGUGGUUGAAGAUCCAUGAUGCGAGGAACGUCAGAGUGACACAUUGGGCACUAUAAUAUCGAGUUAGGCAGGAAUACUAUUAUUAGAGAGUAAUCAAGAAUAAUUUGCACUGUAUGAACAUUGUCCCAUGAAAAAGGAGAAGCAAAGAUGAAGCAGUGUUAAACCUGUGUUGGCACUAUGUUGAAUUUUAAAUAUAUUGAUACUGGUGAAGGGAGAAGAAGAAACAAAAAAUUAGGCCAUUUGGGCAGCAUCAAGGAGCCACGGACCAAAGGAUUAGAAAACUUCCAUUUUCUCUUAAUUCGUGAUUGUAAUAAGCACUUCAUUGUGUAGGUGAAUUACACAUAUGAAGAAAUAGCAAGUGGAGGAAAUCAUUUCAGGAUCAAAUAAAAAUAUCACUACAGUCAAUUGGACAGACAUCGGCACAUUCUUCAAUGGACAGCUGAAGCUAGUUCUGGAUGGGUACAUGUUGAGAAGUAUGGACUGUGAGACGAUGCUAUCUGAAUAUGGUUGUAUGCCAUGAUACUAAUAAGAGUAACCAGCUCGCUCAGAAGGAUGCUACUACCUCAAGUGGCAAGAUCUGUUUCUCUGGAGGACAUUUUGUCUAUGGUCAUUUAGAUCUUUUCAGUGGUUCUGGGGAGUUGGGGCAGUGGAUCCUGGGAAUGGAAGAGAACAGAAAGAUUGUUCCUUCUCAGAUAUUUGACAGUUUGAAAACUGAAAAUGUCACUUUGCAAUAUCAAAUGGACAAGCAUAUGAAACCGUCAGUGGUGGAAAGUGAUUUGGCCCUUCAUUAAGAUUAGGACCGCUUGAAGAAGAGAGUGAAGAUGAAACAAAAAGUGACUCAAGGAAUGGUGAGUCAGUUGGAAAUGGUACUGUUGGCUAUGCAAAGUGAUUUAGAGUCCUCAUCCUCUGACUCUGCUGCUUACGGUCAACCACAGACUGUGAAGAGAGAUUUACUCCUGGUGAAUUUUCCAUCUCGUUGCGCUUCUUACUUUUAACUCUUCAUAUUUAGACUAAGAAAUUCUCUUCCCUUAGGCCCACUUACUUCGUCUUACUUGUGCUGCUAAAGGACCGCUUGGUGAUGCUUUGCCCCAAAUAACAUCAGAGCUCCUCAAUCUGGGGAUAUCUAUUUGUCAUGGUUUAUUUAGUUAAAGUCUUUAUUUUCUUUGGGGAUAUGUGUUAUGUACCUGGCUCUAAAUUUACUCCUCAGAUUCUUUCCGAAGGUGUGCGGGAUAUGGCUAUGAAACCAUCAUCAUCCUUUGACAAGACAUUUCGUCGUGUAUUCAGGAAACAUAUUGUUAGUCAACUGUGCAUUUCUUUGUCUCAAAUGUGGAUGUCCAUUUAAUUAAUAAUGUAAUACAACUAGGAUUCAACUAUAUGUUCCUUUGCCAGACUGGUGUUCUUUAGUUAUGAAUUUAUUAUUUAAUAGAUCUGAAAAAUACCUUUUCCUACAGAGAUGUGCAUGAGACUACUCCCUUGUUCUCCUAUAGUUGUUGAAGGAUGUUACCAACUGCAAACCUGUAACGAAACUGAAAACAUUUCUUUGCAUUGUUCAUAAUCUCCUAUUGCAGAUAAAUCCACACGCAAGGCACUUGAUGAGUUGGCGGAGCUUUUCAACUUAAGAGUUUGGAAGAUUGAUAGACAUGUCUUUCUUGAUGCACUUAUGCCACCAACUGAAUUUUAUCACAGGAACUUGUAUUUCCAGAAAUCAAGUCCUCCUGGUGCAGUUGGGACUAGUAUUGCUCUGAGACUAUUUUGUUACAUUCUUCUGUUGAUGAAAUGACAUUGGCAUUAAUGUGCUUGUCUGUUCAAGGGAGGUGGUGGCUUAUUAGUCGAGCGCAUGGAACUAGUGGCUGAACCGUGGGAGGAGAAUAUUAAGGCAGAAUUUGUCCCCUUGCAUGAUCCAAGCCUCACUGAACAAUAUGAAUGUGCAAGCGAGCAUGAUAUCAAAUGUCUUAUUGUCAUCACUGACUCUGGUGUUUCACAGAAAAGUUCAGUAAAGGUUGUAUGCCAUGAUACUGAUAAGAGUAACCAGCUCGCUCAGAAGGAUGCUACUACCUCAAGUGGCAAGAUCUGUUUCUCUGGAGGACAUUUUGUCUAUGGUCAUUUAGAUCUUUUCAGUGGUUCUGGGGAGUUGGGGCAGUGGAUCCUGGGAAUGGAAGAGAACAGCAAGAUUGUUCCUUCUCAGAUAUUUGACAGUUUGAAAACUGAAAAUGUCACUUUGCAAUAUCAAAUGGACAAGCAUAUGAAACCGUCAGUGGUGGAAAGUGAUAAGGCAGGGCAUGCAUAUGGCCCUUCAUUAAGAUUAGGACCGCUUGAAGAAGAGAGUGAAGAUGAAACAAAAAGUGACUCAAGGAAUGGUGAAUCAGUUGGAAAUGGUACUGUUGGCUAUGCAAAGGAUAUUUUUGUGGAAGGAAAUUUAACAGAAACUGAUUUUGGUGAUUUGGAUAGUGAUUCAGAGUCCUCAUCCUCUGACUCUGCUACUUACGAUCAACCACAGACUGUGAAGAGAGAUUUACUCCUGGCCCACUUGCUUCGUCUUACUUGUGCUGCUAAAGGACCGCUUGGUGAUGCUUUGCCCCAAAUAACAUCAGAGCUCCUCAAUCUGGGGAUAUCUAUUUGUCAUGUUUUAUUUAGUUAAAGUCUUUAUUUUCUUUGGGGAUAUGUGUUAUGUACCUGGCUCUAAAUUUACUCCUCAGAUUCUUUCCGAAGGUGUGCGGGAUAUGGCUAUGAAACCAUCAUCAUCCUUUGACAAGACAUUUCAGGAAACAUAUUGUUAGUCAACUGUGCAUUUUUUUGUCUCAAAUGUGGAUGUCCAUUUAAUUAAUAAUGUAAUACAACUAGGAUUCAACUAUAUGUUCCUUUGCCAGACUGGUGUUCUUUAGUUAUGAAUUUAUUAUUUAAUAGAUCUGAAAAAUACCUUUUCCUACAGAGAUGUGCAUGAGACUACUCCCUUGUUCUCCUAUAGUUGUUGAAGGAUGUUACCAACUGCAAACCUGUAACGAAACUGAAAACAUUUCUUUGCAUUGUUCAUAAUCUCCUAUUGCAGAUAAAUCCACACGCAAGGCACUUGAUGAGUUGGCGGAGCUUUUCAACUUAAGAGUUUGGAAGAUUGAUAGACAUGUCUUUCUUGAUGCACUUAUGCCACCAACUGAAUUUUAUCACAGGAACUUGUAUUUCCAGGUAUCAGAACCAAGUUCUCAUGCUAACAUAUUCCUUCAGAUGUGGACUUGUUAAUGAACUCAAACACCUGUGCAGAUGACAGGAAAUAUUACGAUUAUCUGUCAUUCGUAUUGCAGCUAAAAUGUGUGGAUUAUUUUCUGUCAAUAAUCCAGAUAUCUUUUAGUUCUUUGUACAGGAUCUUAAGCCUCAGAUGCCCUCUAUUGGAAGCAACUUAUGCUUCCUCCACCAUAACAAUGUGCAUCCCUAAUGCUUCACAUCAAACCAGAGUUUGCAUAAUGCUCUGAAAUUAUGAUCGCUAACAGGAUCUCAAGGUUUCAAAACAAAAUUUUAAUCUUAAUAUUAUAUAAUGAAUCCAUGUCUACCUCUCUCAACCGGAAACAAGCUACCCUCAAUAUCCAAAGAAUGGGUUGCAUGACCUUGCUUUAGUAAGACAACCAUUUCAGAAGCCGAUCAUGUGCUUCUGUGCAUAUAGA
Molecule: messenger RNA, 3685 nt
Organism: Sesamum indicum (sesame)
Lineage: Eukaryota; Viridiplantae; Streptophyta; Magnoliopsida; Lamiales; Pedaliaceae
Source: RefSeq, a predicted model, not a curated record